UUUUUUUUUUUUUUUUCUAUUAUAAAAGGCGAAUUUUCACGAGAUAAGUAAAUAAUCUCACUUCGAACGAAGCUUCAAACAUUUGACACAAUUUUAUCGAUGCAAUGUUGGCAACGUGAUGUUGCUACUAAUCGAUGACAAGCAGAAAACGAGUGUUUUUUGACGCCAGCCACUGUUUCAGCGAGAAGCUACCCAUGGGACGAUGAAAGAAGUGCCAUUACCGAAUAAUGGCACCGUCGAAGAAGAAGGCAAACGGCCAACCACAGAAAAAUGGAAGAAUAAAGCCACGUUAUCGACAACAUCAUAAACGGCCAAACAUUUCACGCCGAUUGCGUAUUUAUAAACCUAGCGUACGAGAAAUAGUCUAUGCAUUGAUGAAUAAACAUCAACAUAACCAAGAAAGAAAGCGAAGCAGAGCCGUGCGAGACGACAGAUAUCGCGGGAAAAUGCGGAAAUACAGGAAUGCUCGAGAGUCCUCGUGCGACAGUCCUUCGUUUUGUAGCGAUAGCUCGUCCAUCGAAGGGUCCGGGUACACAAAAUCCGUGGCAACGUCCGUGGAGAACUUGUCGAGCGUGAUGGAGGCCGCAAAUAGCUCGGAGACCAGCAGCACCGAGGACAGCAGCGCAUCGAAUAUCUCGGUGAGGCCGAUUGCGCUCGCCAAGGCGAUCAAUAACACUAGAGCGUUACUCAAGAAGAAAUCUCUCGUCCAGGUCAUCAACAACUACAUCAAGGCUGGGAUCGAGGAAGGAAAACGACAAGCUAAAAAGUACCUUCGCAAGGCGCUUUCUUUCGGCGUGAAAUCCGGUUACUUGAUUCCGACCGAUAGCGAAGGACAAAUGAUACGAGUAGCGCCAACAUUGAUGGACACAAAGAGGAGUAACGCGGAGUCACGCAAGAGGCGAAGAAGGGCCCGAAGGGGCGAGGAUGACCCGUUAAUCGGGGUCAGCAAGGAUCGUCCGUCUACCCCUCCUUGGAAGAUAAAAAAUCGCGAGGAUACGCCGAAAUCGCAAGAAAAUCCUUUACAGAAAAGGGGGAAAUCAUCGAGCUUGAAGAAGAGUCCGAUUCGAAGAAAGAAAAUCGAAAAACGUUCUUCGCGACGAAGCAGAAGGAAGAUGACCAGGAGAAAAAUGAAUCUAUUAAUCGACAAUUUUUGUAACGAUAAAAGCGAGGAGAAUUUAAAAAAUCGAAGGAGAAAGCGAAGCUUGAGCAGACAUGACGGCGAGAACAGACGAAAUCAAAGGAGUCGACGGUCGAAGUCAGUUUGUACAAAGGAGAAAAACGAAAAUUCAAGGAAAAAUAGUAAAAGUUUCAGCGACAACGAAGAUAUCUCGAUCAUCAACAGUCACGAAGUCAACGAAAGAAUGUCGAUAGGACGGUUAAAAUCGAUCAGCAAAGAGAAUAUUUCACGAAAUUGCAACGUUCCAUCCGAAAAUCCUGUGGAAGAGAUCGAAGAAAAGAUAGAAACUUUGAACGAGGAAAGAAACGAAAACGACAUGAUAUAGUAUCUGAAUUAAAUUAUAUACCGAAUAGAGUUAUAUUACGAAGAAUGAAAGAAGGAAGAUUGUAAGGAAUUUUUGAAGAGAAAAUUUUUGUAAACUAAAUUUAUGAAAAGAAAUUUUGAUAACGUUUUAU
Messenger RNA from Apis florea (little honeybee), 1632 nucleotides. RefSeq lists its product as uncharacterized. The record is from RefSeq and is a predicted model, not a curated record. Lineage: Eukaryota; Metazoa; Arthropoda; Insecta; Hymenoptera; Apidae.